CCCCUCCCUCAGCAUGUCCCCCUCCCUGCCCGCCGGCUGAACGCCUCAGACUCGGGGACACCGCCGGCACAACCUCCUGGAGCCGGACAAGGUAACAGAGGGAGCGCAGAGGGGAGCGCAGCAUCAUGGCACAGCCCGUGUCGGCUUUUCAGGCUGCUUACAUCUCCAUCGAAGUGCUGAUCGCUUUGGUGUCGGUGCCGGGGAACAUCCUGGUCAUCUGGGCUGUGAAGAUGAACCAGGCGCUGCGGGAUGCCACUUUCUGCUUCAUCGUCUCGCUGGCGGUGGCCGAUGUGGCCGUGGGUGCUCUGGUCAUCCCUUUAGCCAUCAUCAUCAAUAUCGGACCGCAAACGGAGUUCUACAGCUGCCUCAUGAUGGCGUGUCCCGUCCUCAUCCUCACCGAAAGCUCCAUCCUGGCGCUCCUGGCCAUCGCCGUGGAUCGGUACCUGCGGGUAAAGAUCCCGGUCAGGUACAAGAGCGUGGUGACGCCCCGGCGAGCAGCAGUGGCCAUCGCUUGCUGUUGGAUCGUCUCCUUUCUGGUGGGACUCACCCCAAUGUUCGGUUGGAAUAACCUGAACAAGAUGCUGGGGACUCAGGAUCUGAACGCCAGCCAUUCAGAUUUUGUCAUCAAGUGCCAAUUCGAGACGGUCAUUAGCAUGGAGUACAUGGUGUACUUCAACUUCUUCGUCUGGGUCCUGCCGCCCCUGCUGCUGAUGCUGCUCAUCUACCUGGAAGUCUUCAAUCUCAUCCGCAAGCAGCUCAACAAGAAGGUCUCCUCCAGCUCCAACGACCCCCAGAAGUAUUAUGGGAAGGAGCUGAAGAUCGCCAAGUCCCUCGCGCUGGUUCUCUUUCUCUUUGUGCUCAGCUGGCUCCCUCUGCACAUCCUCAACUGCAUCACCUUGUUCUGCCCAUCCUGCAAGACUCCUCACAUCCUCACCUACAUCGCCAUCUUCCUCACCCACGGCAACUCGGCCAUGAACCCCGUUGUCUAUGCCUUCAGGAUCAAGAAGUUCCGGACAGCCUUCCAGCAGAUCUGGAACCAAUACUUCUGCUGCAAAACCAACAAAAACAGCAGCAGCACCACAACUGAGACGGUCAACUAAGAGCUGAGA
Molecule: messenger RNA, 1109 nt
Organism: Centrocercus urophasianus (Greater sage-grouse)
Lineage: Eukaryota; Metazoa; Chordata; Aves; Galliformes; Phasianidae
Gene: ADORA1
Product: adenosine A1 receptor
Exons: 3
Coding region: 126-1100 (324 amino acids)
Biological process (GO): G protein-coupled adenosine receptor signaling pathway
Cellular component (GO): membrane; dendrite; synapse
Molecular function (GO): G protein-coupled adenosine receptor activity
Source: RefSeq, a predicted model, not a curated record